UUUACCUGAAGGCACAACUGGAAGCGUACAUCAGCAACCUUCAGAGAGUGCGUCUGAUUCGAACAAAUAAGAGGGAAGGAUUGGUACGUGCCCGUUUGAUUGGUGCUACUUUUGCCACUGGAGAUGUGCUUACAUUUCUGGAUUGCCACUGUGAGUGUGUCCCUGGCUGGUUGGAGCCACUGUUGGAGAGAAUUGGGGAGAAUGAGACUGCCAUUGUUUGCCCAGUCAUUGACACUAUCGAUUGGAACACGUUUGAGUACUACAUGCAGACUGGAGAACCGAUGAUAGGGGGAUUUGACUGGCGUCUCACCUUCCAGUGGCACAGUGUGCCUGAACACGAAAGGCAGAGAAGGAAGUCGAGAAUAGACCCAAUCAGAUCACCCACCAUGGCAGGAGGAUUGUUUGCUGUUAGUAGGAAAUAUUUUGAAUAUCUGGGCACCUAUGACACUGGCAUGGAGGUGUGGGGAGGCGAGAAUCUGGAACUGUCUUUUAGGGUAUGGCAGUGUGGUGGCACGCUGGAGAUUCACCCCUGCUCACAUGUGGGCCAUGUAUUUCCAAAACGUGCUCCGUACGCUCGCCCAAAUUUCGUCCAAAAUACUGUACGAGCAGCUGAGGUGUGGAUGGAUGAAUACAAAGUGCACUUUUACUAUCGAAACCCUCAAGCUGUAAAGGAAAACUAUGGUGAUAUUUCUGAGAGAAAAUUGCUCCGAGAACGUUUAAAGUGCAACAAUUUCAAAUGGUAUUUGGAUAAUGUAUACCCAGAGUUGCACAUUCCAGAUGAUCGGCUCAACUGGCAUGGAGCGAUCCGUAGCACAGGAAUUUCUUCGGAAUGCUUAGAUUACAAUGCACCUGAGCAUAGUCCUGUAGGAGCACAUCUGUCUUUAUUUGGAUGUCAUGGGCAAGGAGGCAAUCAGUAUUUUGAAUACACGUCCAAAAAGGAAAUCCGGUUUAAUUCUGUGACGGAGCUAUGUGCAGAAGUGACUGAAAGACAGAAUUCGAUUGGAAUGAAGUUCUGUUCCUCAGAUAGCACCCCUGUCCCAGACUCUCUUAUAUGGGAAUUUAAACCUGAUGGAACAAUCUUCCACCCCAAAUCCAACAAGUGCAUUACUUCCUAUCGGACUCCUGAAGGAAAGACUGAUGUGGAGAUGAGACCUUGCAUUUCACCGGAUAGAAAUCAGAUCUGGCAUUUUGAAUAAAAGGGACUACUCAUUUUUUUAGAGUAAAUAUACAAAAUGUAUAACUUGUGUUCUGUGAAACAUGGUUAGUGUAAAGUGGACAAGUAACAUUUAUGCAUAGAAACUAAAGGCAAAUUAAGUGUCACCAUUGUGCCUAAACAGGGUUUUGGAAGGGGGCAAAGGAUUGGUGGGAGGAAGGAAUGUGGGAGAUGGGAAGGUUAGAUUUGUGGUGAUUGAAGAUUUUGUGUCCUGUUUUUGAAUGCUAGUCAUUCUUGUGUGUAAUUUCUGAUGACUGCAUACAGAUGUUCACCUUCCUCCAAAAAUGAAAUCCCUGCUGUUGGAUGUCCCUGAUUGCCUUGUGGGUAAACACAUUACCUGGUAGCUGUAGAGGACAGAGGUCACAGAUUUGAUUCCUGGUCUGAACACAUAAGCCAAUCUCAGAGGUCAGUGCUGGAAUUGCUGUAAGAGCCCCUGUCGAGGCAGGAGAGUAUCAGGAUUUCUACCUCUCACUACUAGGCAAUGUCCACUGCUGGAAAGUUGUGUGGGUGAACAUUAGAUUAAGAUACGAUCAGGCUCAGUUAUGAGUCCUUCACAAUCCAAUGCUGUAUUGGCAUUCAUGCUCUAGGCUCCCACCUGAAGAAUGCCCAUUUGAGUGAAGUAUUGUAUAUCACAUGGAAAGUCUACAACUUCAGGAGAAGAGGGAAGACUUAUUUUUCUUUAAAUUCACUGUUUCAGAUAGUGAAACUAACCAAUUUCAAUCUGCCUUGUAAUUUGUGCAAUCUUUGUGACCUGCCUUUUCUGGGGUUUUUUCAAAAAGGAAAAGAUUGCAGGCUUCAAUCUACCAAAUGAAACUACAGUUUACUGUUUACUUGUGAAAUUUAGAUUUGUCAAUUUUUUACUCAAUUAAAUGUGGUUUUGAUAUACAAGAUGGUUUUAAAAAGGUUAAAUUGUUUUCUGAAAACAUUUUGAAAUGCCUGUGGUAAAGGAACUAAAUGAAAAAUAAAUGCAAUAAACUACUGUUUUAAGAUUCUAUAGUAAUAAUACAAAGAGAUUUGCUGAAAAUGGGUACAGCCUACAGUAUCAUUUAGGACAUGAACUGGCUUUAUCAGCAAUCUUAUACAAAAUUGUUAAUGUUUCCGCUUUACUUGAUACAAAAUUAUGCCUUUUAUGAUUAGAAUACUAAUUAGCCAUCACAGAUGUAAAAAUAGUUAGGCCCUUCUCUGUGAAUCAAUAUCAUCAGACGAUCUUUACUGAGAUAUGACAGACUGUAAAAAAGAGACUGUUACGAACGCACGCUGUAGCCUGGGCAAUUUUAAAUAAAGAUGAAACAUUAAAAACUUCUAA
Molecule: messenger RNA, 2519 nt
Organism: Callorhinchus milii (elephant shark)
Lineage: Eukaryota; Metazoa; Chordata; Chondrichthyes; Chimaeriformes; Callorhinchidae
Gene: galnt4
Product: POC1 centriolar protein homolog B (Chlamydomonas), like
Cellular component (GO): Golgi apparatus
Source: RefSeq, a predicted model, not a curated record